AUGUCGUCGUCUAGCAUCAAGGUGGCGGUCCGCUGCCGCCCACUCUUUGGGCAGGAGCGUCCGGCCGGCGGCCUCGAUAUUCAGAACCGCCGCAUCUUGCUUGACUCCAAGACGUACGACCCGGACUUCACCUUCUCGCCCGCGUCGACGCAGGAGGAUGUCUUCCAGGCAUGCCGACCGAUCCUGCAAUGUGUGAAGGAGGGCAUGAACGGCACGAUUAUGGUCUACGGUCAGACCGGCACCGGCAAGACGUACACCAUGCUUGGCAGAGAGGGCGGCGAGCAUGGCCUGGUGCACAUGGUAGUGGCGAACAUGCUGGAGCAUGUCCAGCAGAAGACGGUGGAUGGAGCACAGUGCGCGCUGACGCUUUCCAUGAUCGAGAUCUACAACGAGCGUCUCACUGACAUGCUCAGCCCCAAUGGGGAGGAAGAGGUGACACUCAUCUCCGGCUUCCCACGCUUCACCCACAAGGCGACGCUGUGCCGAGUCAACGACACCAUCGAAACUAUCCAGCGUGGUCUGUCAUGGCGCCACACGGCGGCAACGCUGAUGAAUGAACGCAGCAGCCGCUCGCACGUCGUCUUCAUCUUCGACAUGGAGGAGUACAACGCCUUCACGGAGCAGACCGAUGUAGCGCAUCUAUUCAUGAUUGACCUGGCCGGGUCAGAGAGCUUGAAGAAGUCGCAGGCCUCUGGAGUGGCGGCUGGCGAAGCCGGCAAGAUCAACAAGUCGCUACUAGCCUUGAAGAGCGUCUUCCUCGCGCUGUCCAACACGAACGAGGCGACGCGACCCAACCACGUGCCGUACCGCGACUCGAAGCUGACAGAGCUGCUACAAGACUCCAUCGGCGGCACCGCUCGGACGCUCAUGAUCGCCUGCAUCUCGUCCGUUGGCCGUGACAUCGAGGAGACCAAGUCGACCCUACUCUACGCCGUUAAGGCUCGCAGCAUCCGCAAUGCCGCCAACACGGAGAAGGAGAAGUUGCUUGUCCGGCUGCGCUCGAUGGAGGUCGAGAACCAGAAGCUGCGCAACCGUCUGCAGGAACGGGUGAGCGAGCGGGGUGGGUACUACGUAUCGAAGGAGGAGCAUGAGCAGACGCAGGAGGUGGCGGAGUCGUACGACAAGCUCAAGGAGGCGGUGGAGCAGCUCAUGCAGGACCGCCAGAGCAGUGACGCGCGACAGCAUAUAUGGGAAUCUCAGGUAAAAGUGCUACAAGGGCUGUUGGUGGACAAGGAGGCGGAGCUGCAGAACUUCAAGGAGGUGUACCAUGAAGCUCUGAAGCGCUUCGAGUAUCAAGCAACCAUACUCCAACGAAUGGUGCGCGGCGGGGUCGCGGAGGCCAAGGACGUAGUAAAGUCCUCCUUCGCGGACAACUACGCGCGUCUCCACGCGUGGCGCACCGAACUGCUCAACGCGCUGGAGGAGCCCGUUCCCACCACUCUGCCGUCGCUGCCGCCUCCUCUCCCCCACGCCUGUUGUCCGCAGAGCGACGCCGCUGCUGGAACAGCAGUAGUGAAUGAGGAGUCGGUGCAAUAUCAGAAGGCAGACGAGAGCGCCUCCCGGUGCGCACUAAACGUCGUUGAGGCGACGACGCCAGAUCGGCGCAGCUGCACGCCGCCUCCCUCGCAGGCCCUCCUCAGUGGUGGAACGCAGUCGCUGUCACAGCCAACAGGUAGUCGUGGCGUCGCAGGCCUCGUCCCAAGUGGAUCCCCCUCGCGGACAGCCGUAGCAGCUGCUGCGGUCUCUCAACCCGGUCGGACCAUGGUUGCAACCGCUCCCUACUCUGCACGCUGUAGCACCGCGUUACCUCUCCAGCGCGGUAGCGCCACGUCGGGUGCACUGUCGGCAUCGGUGAGUCCGACACGCCGCGCCGGCCGUCCUCGGGGCGGCGGCGGCGGCGGCGGCAUCGCAACCAACAGCGGCCCUCGCCGCUGUUUCGCAGGCAACAAUAACGCCACUAGUGCUCUUCGAGGGAGCGGCGCUCCGCCGAUGACACUACCGCCCGCCACCGCUAUCACUGAAGUGCUGACACAGGAUGGUAGCGAGGAAUACCGCGUCUCGACGAUGACCACCAACGUGGUGGCCGCGCCAGCGCCACUGCCCGUAUCGCGAACCACGAGCACCUCCAUGGCGCCGCCGGCGUGGUCCACCGUGAUAGCGCAGUACGACAAGCAGUGCCUCCGCAUUGUGCACCGGCUGAACGAGGCGGUGGAGGCAAUGCUUAGUGAGUGCCUGCAGUCCUUAGCCGACUACAAGGAGCACGCGGAGCAGGUGGAGCUCAAGCGGCGACGCGGUGUCGAAGAAAUCUGUCAGCGUCUACGCAGUGAACUAGACUCAAGCCUGAGACGACUGCAACGAGUGGAGGACGUAGCGCUCGGCGACGUGCAGGAGGCACGUGAACACUUUGGCGAUCGACUCCGGCUGAAGGCCAAAAUGCCGUUCUUGGCGGACGCGGCGCCGUUCCAGUUGGCGGUACGUGACGCGUGUGCAGAAGUCGUACGACAUGCCACCCACGUCUUUCCCCACCCGAGCACCCCCGCCGAUGCCGAGGCAGCGUUAGACGUUAUUGUGCGCAAUGUGCUGCGCUGCAGUACUGCCUUCACCCUUCAGUCCUUGGACCCACUGUCGUCGAGCGCCGUCAACGCCCACGCUACCUCGGUCGCGGCGUGUGGCGGUAGUAGCAGCAGUCCACAGCUGGCUGGCCUCGUACCAAUGCCACCCCUGACGUCCCCUCUCGUGUACGAGUCACCAGCAGCGGCGUCUUUCUGCUCCCUGACAGGCUCGCUUGGUAAGGAAGAGGUGCUAGACUGCGGCCCUGCGAGUGUUCACCUCUUGCAGGGGUCUCGAGGGACGACGCCCGUAUCCUCGUCACAGCAACAGCAACAGAGUACGCGGCCGUCGUCGCUGCGCGGCAGUGCGACACUCACAGCGAUGCCGGUGAACCGCAACCGCGGCGGUGAUGGCCGUCGUGGUGGCGGUGGUAGCAACCUACUGAGGCCUCACAAGCGAACACGCAGUACUGCCACCUCUUCGAGAUCUUCUGGGAGAGGAGUGCCGCGCGACAGCAACGCGUCAAUCCGGUCUCUGAGAAACAUAGACAGAGAUACGGACGCGCGCAGUCGAGAGGGCAGGCUUUAG
Molecule: messenger RNA, 3138 nt
Organism: Leishmania braziliensis MHOM/BR/75/M2904
Lineage: Eukaryota; Euglenozoa; Kinetoplastea; Trypanosomatida; Trypanosomatidae
Product: putative kinesin
Exons: 1
Coding region: 1-3138 (1045 amino acids)
Biological process (GO): microtubule-based movement
Molecular function (GO): ATP binding; plus-end-directed microtubule motor activity; microtubule binding
Source: RefSeq, a predicted model, not a curated record